Molecule: messenger RNA, 1793 nt
Organism: Trematosphaeria pertusa
Lineage: Eukaryota; Fungi; Ascomycota; Dothideomycetes; Pleosporales; Trematosphaeriaceae
Product: alpha/beta-hydrolase
Exons: 4
Coding region: 332-1672 (446 amino acids)
Source: RefSeq, a predicted model, not a curated record
CCACCCCACACCAUUAGCAAGCGCGUCUACGGCGUGUUCUCGCCACCAAGUGUGUCAAGUCACCAACAAAGAGUCGCUCGAGCUAUGGCGUUUUCAGUCGAACGAUGGUCCCACGUGCAUGGACCCCGCACCACCGAGUGCUCAUCUACCCCGCCUGACCUCAUACUUCUUGGAUGACGCGCCUGUUAUAUAAACCUCCUAAGCCGCCGACGUUAUAUCCGUUGUUUCUGCGAUUUUUCCAAUUCUCUCCGUCUUUGGUAUCACUUCCCGCCCGGCAGACAGUACGCCUUGCCAUCGGACCAAUUGAGCCGUUCUACCCCCGAGGGACGCCAUGGCCAACUGGUCGGAUCUCCCCGCCGCGCUCAAAGGCAGCUUGGACAAGCUCUCUGAGCUGCUCGAAUCCGACGCCCAGCUAAAGGCCUUCACGACUUCCAAUGCAAUUGACAAGCCUGCGACCUUCGGCAUCAAGUCCAGCGACUCCGACAAUGCUCUCCUGAUCACCGUCGCCAAUGGCUCGGCAAAAGCCAAGACGGGCCCCUCGAAGGAAACCCUCUUUGCCCUCCAGGCCUUACCCGAGCAAUGGGCGGAGUUCUUCAAGGAAGUUCCAGUAGCGCCCUAUCAGAGCUACUGGGGUAUGUUCGGCAUGAACAUCAAGCAGAAAGGCAUCGAGGUACAGGGCGACCAGACCGCCUUCGCCCACUGGACGCAUGUAUGGAGACGCGUUCUGGAGCUCGCGCACGACGCGCAUUGCGGACCCAUGAAGGAGGACACGCAACCUGAGCAGACCAGGGAUUACCUCACCGGUCGCUAUGUGUAUCUGGAUGCUCCUGUGUGGGGCAAGUGCAAGGUCUUCUACGAGUGGUCGGGCGAAGGCAAGCAGCAGAUUGUGUUCCUGCACACUGCCGGAAGCGAUGGGCGUCAGUACCAUGGUGUCAUGAACGAUGCUCGAAUGCGCCAGAAAUGCACCAUGUACUGCUUUGAUCUCCCGGGACACGGUCGAAGUUUCCCGUCGCAGCAGUAUUUCCCGGGCGCCCACACGAAUACUGAAGACAGCUACGUCGGUAUCAUUGGGGCUUUUGUGAAGGCCCUGGGCUUGCGAAGACCGAUCAUCUGUGGAGCGAGCAUGGCAGGCCAAGUUUGCCUGGCUGUUGCUAUCCGGCACAAGGAGGUUGGAUGUGGAGGCACGAUCCCUCUGCAAGGUUCUGAAUAUCUCAACAUGGAACGUCAGUGGUUCGACCGCUCGCCAUACGUCAACCAGUCCCUCUUCAACCCAGAAUGGGUCUACGGCAUGAUGGCACCAACCACGCCGCUGGUCAACAAGCAGCUCAUCUGGCAUCUCUACAGCGGCCAGGCGUACGGAAUCUUCCAUGGCGACCUCGACUUCUACUUCGGCGGGUGGGACGGACGUGAACGUGUUGCUUCCAUCAAUACCCAAAACUGCCCGGUCUUCAUGCUGACCGGCGAGUACGAUUGGUCCAAUACACCCGAGAUGAGCCAGAAGACAGCGGACAAGAUCCCUGGUGCGAAGCACAAGGCGAUGCCAGACCUGGGACACUUCCCGGCGACGGAGAAUCCAGCCAAGUUUGUGCCCCAUCUGCUGGAGGCUAUCGAUCAUAUUCAGAAGGUGCGACAGGAGAGUUUAAGUACGAUGCGUUUGGGCGCAGAGGGGUGAGGGCAUAGCAGGUGGGGAGUCUGGAGGUAUUGUCCAUGGUGCUGGGUGGCUCCUAAGCUGGCUUGCUGGUUCACGGGUUUUCCUUAUGCACUGCAAUUGCUUUCUGCAUUCCAAUAGCCGU